GCCGCCGCCGAUGUUGAAUGCCGAAGAAGAACGUGCCACAGCCCACGAAUCCCUUGAAGAGCUUCAACUGGUCCAAGCUGCCAGAUGCCAAGCUGCAGGGCACCGUCUGGAGCGAACUGGACGAGAGCAAGCUGUACAACAACAUGGAACUGGAGUCGAUAGACAAACUGUUUUCGGCCUACCAAAAGAAUGGAGUGCCAGCACACGAUGGCUCCUACGAGGAUCUAGCACCCACUGGACAGAAGAACAAACAGAAGGUGCUCUCCAUGAUCGAUGGACGACGAGCCCAAACCUGCACGAUUCUCUUGAGCAAACUGAAGAUGAGCGAUGUGGAAAUAUCCAAGUAG
Molecule: messenger RNA, 347 nt
Organism: Drosophila guanche
Lineage: Eukaryota; Metazoa; Arthropoda; Insecta; Diptera; Drosophilidae
Product: disheveled-associated activator of morphogenesis 1-A-like
Exons: 2
Coding region: 18-347 (109 amino acids)
Biological process (GO): positive regulation of actin filament polymerization
Source: RefSeq, a predicted model, not a curated record